Molecule: messenger RNA, 1684 nt
Organism: Rotaria sp. Silwood1
Lineage: Eukaryota; Metazoa; Rotifera; Eurotatoria; Philodinida; Philodinidae
Source: the annotation of a GenBank genome assembly
CGGGAUUAGACGACUGAAAUAUUUGGUGAAACAACACCAACAAAUAACAGUUUUGAAUAUUUUGAAUGAAUAGUCGACAACAAAUUUGGAAAAAUAGUAGCACUAGCCAUUAACAUCAUGGUCAAGUCGGCCAAACUUAUUUUUCUUGAACUUGAUAGGUCGUUUGUUAAUGACCCAUAUUGUUGUAGGUUUCCACUUCUGCAUUCUACUACUUAUAAGAUGUAUAUAUAACUGAGUUGAUAAAAUGAAUAAGAUUUUGAAAGCAAUGAAAUUAAUCCCCUUUGUUUCGAAGAAUAGUAGUGCGCAUUUAUUUUGCGGGUAAGUGUCAUGCAGGCAACUGUCCCGCGGGCAAGUGUACGCUGCGGGCAUGUGUCCUCCGCGGGCAAGUGUCCUAUGAGCAACUGUCCCGCUGGCUUCUGUCCGGCGGGCAAGUGUUCUGCGGGCAAGUGUGCGUAUACCAGUACAAAUACAACGUGUUUUUGUUUCUUUUUGAUUUAUCAGAACAAAUAAUAAGAUAAUACUUGUGAUCAUCAACCUACAGGCAUCAAUUAAUUGAAAUAGAUCGGACGUUCCAAAGGUUUCUUUUGGAAAGUGUUUUGCGUCUUAUUUCACUAUUGACUGGACUUCAUUGAAUAACGUUUAUUUGAAUAAUAGAUAAAUACAAAGAGUAUUUAGUUGUACACACAAGUUUCAUAGGCAUUGUUGGCAGCUACAACUUUAAGCUGAAAUAGAAAAACUUACCCUAUGUUCUUUCUUCAAGAAUGCUCAUGAAUGGUAUGUAUUUUAAUUGCUUGGACUUCGACUUAAUACCAUUCAUUUCGUUUUGUCUCAACAUACUAAGAUACGAUUUUGUGAAAAGAUCGUUUAAGUAUUGAACAAUUUAUAGAUUCGAAUCACUCAACAACUCGACCUAAUUAAAGAUCUCAGCUUUUAAUAAUGUUUUGGAAAUUUAUUCGUAGAAAUAAAAACUUUGUUUAUUUAUCUAUUGUAAAAAAAAGUUAUUCAAUGAAGUCUAGUUAAUCGUGAAAUAGAACGAAACAACUUCUAGAAAUGGACUUUUGGAGCACCCUGUAUUAAUCUAUGUUAUAUAUCUAGUAUCAGGGAUGAACCAAAACAAUUAUUACAAUUAAUAUCCAGCUAUGAUCAUGAACCACUACUUAAUAUUGUUUCACGUUUACCAGUUCAUAUUUGCAUUGCUCAACAAAAUUCAAAAAAUCCUCCAGAUGAUCUUACACAAGAUGAAUCAGCUAUUAUUCGUCUAUAUACAAUGGAAUGGGAUUCUGAUUCUAGCGAACUAAGGGAAAGUCUCUAUUUAUUUCUUACAGCAUUAGCUAAAAUAUCAGCAGCUCCUCGUCAAACAGUUUGGCGUGGUUUACGUCUAGAUCUUAGUAACGAUGAUCCACCAGGAGAAGAAGUAACGUGGUGGGCAUUUUCAUCAUGUACAACAUCAUUAAGAGUUCUUGAAUCUGAUUUGUAUUUGGGAAAUAUUGAAACAAGAACUCUCUUUUCAAUUGAAACAAUUAAUGGUCGAACAAUUCGUUCUCAUUUUCAUUCUACUACUAAAGAUGAAAUUUUAUUAUUACCAAGAACAUUUCUUGAAGUUAAAUCUCAAUUGAAUCCAGCAUCUAAUUUACAUAUUAUUCAUUUACAACAAAAAAAAAAUAUCAAAACAUGCUCUUCUUGA